AUGAUCCCUGUGGGUGAAUUUCAUAUCAUGUGGCGAAGAUUGCAAUUCUCAAAUGUUGAAUUAAAUGAAACCGAGCCCCAGUUAUCCAUUAAAGAUGAGUUGAAAAAAGUAGAAGAACGAUUCAAUGAGGUUGACAUUGGCGGUAAAGUCACCAUCAAGCAGAAGUUACUUGACAUUGUUUGUCCUACAUUGACAUCAAUGGUCUCUCCAUUAUAUAAAGUCAAGAGAAAGGGUGCACAAAAAAGUAAAGUUCAACGAAGAGAAAGGUCUACUACGCGGGAUCCAUCAUAUUUUGAGCAUGUGGACGCCUUUCAUUCAACCAUAGAAUCUUCAUCUGUGAGAAGUAAAUUACAAUCAAAGCCAAAAGCAGUAAAGAAAAGGAGAGUGCCAAUGAUAGACCAGUUUCAUUCUACUACUCACCAUUUCAUUGUGGACGUUGUUGAUGUUGUGGUUGAUGGUCACUGUGGAUAUAGAUGCAUUGUUGCGUUGUUGGGACUCAGAGAAGAUUCAUGGCCCGUUAUCAGGAAUGAGUUGUACAAAGAACUUAGUGAAUGGUGUGAUGAAUACGCAAGCCUAGUAGGAGGCUUUGAUGGACUAGAAGAACUGAGGAACUCUUUGUUGGUUCAGUCACUGUCAGCGGUUAAGCUACAAGAAGGUUAUCCAUUGCCCAUGGUGAAUAUCAUGUCCUCAACCUACUGUUAUCCUGAGGCACGAGCAUGA
This is a messenger RNA of Vigna umbellata (rice bean), 720 nucleotides long. The record is from RefSeq and is a predicted model, not a curated record. Lineage: Eukaryota; Viridiplantae; Streptophyta; Magnoliopsida; Fabales; Fabaceae.